CAUUUUCAAUUCGACCAGCAUCCAAAUUGUAACAACAAAAUUUAAAAUUUUAUUAAAAUCAAAAUAAAUUUUUUUUCUGUUUUAUUUCACAAUGUGUUCUCCUUGCGGACCGUGCAGCCCCUGUGAUCCUUGCUGUGGACCUUUCGAGUGCUCGCCAAAGUGUUACAAUGCCGCGCAGUUGGAAGCCUUGCCGCAAUGUGCACCGCGCAUUCCACCGCCAUUUCCCAAGUGCAUAACUGUACAGCAGCCUCCGCGCCUUAUAUGCAAAAAACGAGUUGUAUUUACGGAGAAGAUUGUGCCAGAGCCUAUGGUUGUAAAUCGUUGUCGUCAAAUUACUGUUCCUAAAGUGGUAGAUGCGACUCGGGUUAUCAAAGUUCCAAAACUCAUUUGGGUCUCGCAAAUGGUUCGCGAGCCUCGUGUAAUAUAUUAUCCGUCCAUGAUACCUGAUCCCUAUGUUGUUUGCUAUCCGAAGCGUGUAUGCGAACCUAGAGAAGUUUGCCAGUCCAUAUUGUGCCAGCCGAAACCACAAACUAUCGAUAUACCACCGCCACGCGAGUACUGUUGCUACCCGAACGGGCCAAUAAACUACAAGCCCAGUGCCGCUUGUCCACCGUGCCCAAUCGGUCCAUGUGCACCAGGUGGCGCUUGUUGUCCACUUCCUUGCUUCUCAACAAAUCAAUAUCCAGUGUGCGAGACUCGCUGUGGACCUUGUGGGCCUUGUGGACCGUGUGGACCAGGUCGUUGUGGACCGUGUGGACCAGGACGUUGUGGACCAUGUGGACCCUGUGGUGGACCAUGUGGUGGACCAUGUGGGCCCUGUGGUGGACCCUGCGCUGUGCCAAAUUGCGGUCCGUGUGGUUUGACAAUGCCUUCAGGGCCUUUUAUACCCGCACCUUGUGGUCCGUGCGGAACAGGCUGUGGACCAUUGGGAAAUGGACCUUGUGGUCCUUGCGGACCGUGUGGACCUUGUUCACCCCCCUGCCCCUACGAAUCGCCGGAGUGUGGACCCUGUUAUCCUUGCGCUCCAACGCCAUGGAACACGCAUUGUGGACCCGUCGGGCCGUGUGGUCCUCAAGUUCCCUGCGGUCCCUGUGGUCCUUGUUAAUUAUCACACAUCUAAAUGGAACACUCGACAGUGACAAAAUUGAUAUUACUAACGCGUAAAUAAAUUAGCUAAUCUUCUGUUCGAUUAUGCCUAUGCAUGACCAAAAAAUAUUAUUUGGCUGGGGCUGAUGAAGACGCGCUAGUGAGCUAUAAUAUAAAUUGUGGUAUGAAUGUGUGCACAAGCAAAUCAAUGCGUGAGUGGACCCAAUCACCACAGGCUCGUCAUUGCUGUGAAUAAUGCACAGCUUUAUUAUAAUGCUGUGAGGACCUAUUUCCGAAGCAAAGGGAAUGUCUUAAUUUUUUUAUGCCAUAUUUAUUAGAUUGAUCCUUGCAUGUGAAAUUCUAAGUAUUUCCUGAGCUCUUGUGCAUUGAAAAUCUGGAUUUCAAUGUCUUUAUUAAUUUAAUUUAUUGUCAUAACUCCUGAGGUUUUAAGUCAUCUUUGAUGUUAACGUCAUUUCGUUUCCUUUGAAUCUUGAGUUAAAAACAUUUUAUUGGGGCGUAUUCUGUUAUAUUUUGGAAUUUGUUUCAAUAAAAAUAAUUUCUGCAUCACAAUUUCGAGGCAAACUUA
Molecule: messenger RNA, 1672 nt
Organism: Drosophila montana
Lineage: Eukaryota; Metazoa; Arthropoda; Insecta; Diptera; Drosophilidae
Product: DBF4-type zinc finger-containing protein 2 homolog
Exons: 1
Coding region: 92-1105 (337 amino acids)
Source: RefSeq, a predicted model, not a curated record